UCCUCAUGCAAUUGUCUCUCCAAACUCCAAACCUAAUUAAAAAAAACCAUGAUCCCCCAACAAUUCACCUCCUCUUCCAACCCCUCCAUCUUCCCAACCACCUUCACCUCACCACCCCUCGACCUCUCCAUACUCCACCAACUCCAAGAGCUCACCAGCAACAACUCCACCUCCGACGAGGCCGAGCUGAGCCUCCACGACGAGCGCAAGCAGAGGAGGAUGCUAUCCAACCGGGAGUCCGCCCGGAGGUCGAGGAUGCGCAAGCAGAGGCACCUCGACGAGCUGUGGUCGCAGGUCCUCCGCCUCCGCACCGACAACCACAACCUCAUCCAGAAACUCAACGACAUGGCCGAGAGCCACGACAGAGUCGUGGAAGAGAAUGCGAGGCUCAAGGAGGAAACAAAGGAUCUUCAAAAAAACCUCAUGGAUGUUCAAGUUGACAAUUCGUACUCCAUUUUUAGUGAUCUUGAUGAGCUCUCAUGCAACAGUGCUCAUCUACACAAUGAGGACUCUUCCAACCACUCCCUCACUCCUUCCACUAAUUUGCUUCAUUGACUAAUUAACUUACUUUAGUUUUGUAUUACUACUCAUGUAAUCUUGACUUUUUAAAUAAUGCUGUUAUGGACAAACUCAUUCCA
This is a messenger RNA of Salvia splendens (bonfire salvia), 638 nucleotides long. RefSeq names its product basic leucine zipper 43. The transcript has a single exon. Gene Ontology annotation, biological process: regulation of DNA-templated transcription. Lineage: Eukaryota; Viridiplantae; Streptophyta; Magnoliopsida; Lamiales; Lamiaceae. The coding region runs from base 49 to 555 and encodes 168 amino acids. Gene Ontology annotation, molecular function: DNA-binding transcription factor activity. The record is from RefSeq and is a predicted model, not a curated record.